CGGACUUCUGUGAUCGUUCUAUGCUCGUCAGAUUUGGCAGACGAUGCUCUUCAACAUAUCAUGUAAGAUGGCUACAGUAAGGGUGUUUUGUGCCGGAUUCGUGUUGUGCCAAGUAGCGAUAACCUUCGCUAUUUAUCUGUAUGUGUUUAUGGGCAGUAAUGACGGCCAGCAUAUAUACGGCAGCACGUCGAUCGUCGCAAGCGGUCUGUCGACGGGUGUCAGUGGUGCGAUAACCGGGAAAGUGCGUCGCAAUCACACCAUUGGGGCCCCUCUCAUUGAUUUUAUUGUACAAGAAGCAGAUACUCCGCACCAUGGCAACGUCUCAAAUAAUAUAGACUUAUUUAAAGGAACGUUACAAGAAGAUCCGUGGGGUUAUGUAUCUGUUGAACGAAACAAGACACUCGAUUUCCACUGCAACGCAUGCGCAGUUAUCACAGCAUCGGGUCAUUUACUUGGGAAGGCCGCCGGGGCUGAGAUCGACUCAUUCCAGUGCGUGAUCAGAAUGAAUGACCAUCCAACGGAAAAGUUCUCCGCGGAUGUCGGUAAAAAGACUACCGCCAGGAUCAUCUCCCACGCUUCAAUCAAGAAUCAAAUCAGGGCACAGAGUAACAAUCUUUUCCAGGGUGUUUCGAAACCGAAUUUUAACAUAUUUUGGGGGAAAGGUCCUGCUUUACACAUAGACAUCAUCAGAAAACUACAAUCGACUUACCCAUUAGUGAAGAUGUAUGUCACGAAUGUAACUCAGUAUGAGUUCGGUGAAAAUGUGUUUCGAAGAGAAACUGGGCUUGACAG
Molecule: messenger RNA, 792 nt
Organism: Saccoglossus kowalevskii
Lineage: Eukaryota; Metazoa; Hemichordata; Enteropneusta; Harrimaniidae
Product: alpha-N-acetyl-neuraminyl-2,3-beta-galactosyl-1,3-N-acetyl-galactosaminide alpha-2,6-sialyltransferase-like
Biological process (GO): ganglioside biosynthetic process
Molecular function (GO): alpha-N-acetylgalactosaminide alpha-2,6-sialyltransferase activity
Source: RefSeq, a predicted model, not a curated record